Molecule: messenger RNA, 1083 nt
Organism: Klebsormidium nitens
Lineage: Eukaryota; Viridiplantae; Streptophyta; Klebsormidiophyceae; Klebsormidiales; Klebsormidiaceae
Source: the annotation of a GenBank genome assembly
AGCAGCCUCAGCACAAGGGAGAGCAGCACGACCGCCUUCCUGUCCUUCAAUUCGACAUUGUUGGCUUGAUGGCUUGAAGUCAUAGGUCGCAGCUGAUUUUAAGAUUCUUCAGCACUGAAAGCAUGUCUUUGAUCGUAACAGCUGGUUGUGCAACCAGAAUUUGACGAACGAAACGGAUCACAUUAAGUGCCGGUUCAGCAGAACGAAGCAUGGCGCUCUUUCCAAGUUUUGCUCCUCCAACGAUAGAGCACAUUACAGGCUGGGUCAGCUUUCAAGACGAGGAAGUGCAAUUGGCGCAGGAAGAAGCUGAGCUGGAAGCCAAGUGGAAUGAAGUGCGAUGCUCGAAUGAGAGCACAGUGCCAAUUGGGACCUCAGUCAUGCCUCCUCAUGAGGAGUUUGACACCGAGGAGCAAGCGGAGGGAGAAGAAGACGAAGCGGAGCAGAUUGAGGAUGGCGGGAGUGAAGGAGGCGAGUUUGGAGAAGAUGAACUUUGAUUCAUUUUUGUUGCAACGCUUAACAAAGUGAAAGGUCUCGGCUGAAGACCAAUUAAGGGGAUGAGACGUUGACCGACAGCAAUUUGACUUACCGUGGGAAUUCGUUUGAGGUUGACUUUCGCAAAAGUACGCUGCUAAGAGCCCUCAUGACUAAUCUUCCCCAUAGUCGUAGAGCACCGGCUUCAGAAGUUCGAAUACGCCUUUAACAUACACAAGCGCAGUGUGUUUGCGAACGUUGAUGACAAACAUAUCACAGGUUCCGACAAAGCGUAAUUCUAGGGCCUCCAAGCAGGACCAUAAUGCAGCGGCAUAUUGAGCCUGGGAAAGGGCCCGAGAUAAGAUCCACUGAUCUGACAUUGUUAACACAUCAGUGAAGUCAAAAGACGCACUCAGAACAAUUGCCAGCGCAGGCAAUUGAACUGACUCUGCUUUCAAUUUUGAUUCGCACGAUCAUCAACGCCCCCAUUUGAUAAGCUUGGUGCUCUGCGCUCGCUUACCUUCUUUCACUCAAGACCAUUCAAAAUCUCAGUGCUUCAUAGGAUGAACAGGCUCUGCAGCAGGUACAUAAUUGGACGUAAUGUAGGCUGAC